AUGGAGCCUCCCAAGACGGUGGACACCUUCGAGCGGCAGUUCCACUUCGUCUACGAGGAAGUACCUGUGGCUCUUUACCGCUGCACCAAGACUGGCCUGCGUGUCGCCGCAGCGCAGGUAAAAUCGCCAACAGUUCAUGGCUACUUCACCGUACAGACGGAAGCCUUUGAUGACUACGGCUGUCCGCACACCCUGGAGCACUUGAUCUUUCUGGGCAGUGAGCGGUAUCCAUACAAAGGCGUUCUGGACGUGUUGGCCAACAGAUGCCUUGCGCAGGGGACGAACGCGUGGACGGCGACGGACCACACAUGCUACACCGUAGAUACAGCCGGUGCCGAGGGAUUUCUGCGCAUUCUGCCCGUGUACCUCGACCACGUGCUUUUCCCAACGCUAAAGGACAGCGGUUUUGUCACCGAGGUGCACCACAUCACUGGUGAGGGAAGCAACGCCGGUGUGGUGUACUGCGAGAUGCAAGCCAGGGAGAAUGAAGCCGGCGACAUGUGUGACCGUGCUAUGCGUCUCGCAGCGUACCCCGGGCGCUGCAGCUACAAGUCUGAAACCGGUGGAAGGCUCAAGGAGCUGCGCGAGCUCACAAAUAAGACGGUGCAAGAGUACCACGGUGCCUACUACAGGCCGGACAAUCUGUGCGUCAUCGUCACCGGGCAGGUGGAUUUCAAGGACCUUUGCGAGGCCUGCCGGCCAACGGUGGCUGCCAUCACUGCCUCGGAUCGGAUCCAAAAGCUUCCGCCUUUGGAGAGGCCGUUCUCGGGGUCUGUCCCGAAGCCCAAGGAUCAGCAGAUCGUGAGGAUGGAGUUUCCGGCAGAGGAUGAGACCAGUGGAGGAGUUGUGGAGCUAUGUUGGCCCGGUCCAGCAUGGACAGAUUUUCAGAAAGUGGUUGGGCUGAAGGUGCUUUUGGCCUACCUCUGCGAGGACUCGAUUUCGCCGCUCCGGAAAGCGCUCGUCGAGACGGUGCCUCCGCUGUGUGGGAAAAUCUCAGAGGGCCUCCAUGACUACAAGGAGGAGCUCAUCAACAUCACUUUGAACAGUUGCGAUGUUGAGCAGCUUUCCAAGCGCGACGUCACGGCAGAGGUCCAAGCCGUCUUCGCAGCAACGGCGGCAGAAGACGGAUCAGGGAUUGAUGUCGCUCGGAUCCGCAGCGUCAUUCGUCAGCAGCAGCGGCGCCACCUCGCCGCCGUGGAGUCGAACCCACAUGAUCUCUUCAGCGGCGAGAUCAUCGGCUCCUUCUGCUAUGCACCGGACUUUGCGCCUGGCGCUGUGGACAACAAGGGCGACUCAGUUCGGGCUCGACUUGACACCCCCGCCGCUUUGGAGGCGCUUCUCGCUUGGGAGGCCACGAAGUGGGCAGCACUUUGCAAGGAGUUCCUCGUGUCUGCCUCCAACCCAGGCGUGACUGUUUGCGGCUUUCCAUCGAAGAAUUGCGGCGAAAAGAUACAGUCCGAGGAUGCAACGCGCAUUGGAGCUCAGAAGACGGCGCUCGGCGAGGAGGGCUGCAAGAAGGCUGGGGAUGCUGUGGCCGCUGCCGAAGAAGAGAACGACGUGGACACGCCGGAGGAAGUUUCCGCGGAGUUUCAAGUGCCAGAUGUUGCGAAGGUGAAGCUGAUUGAUGUCUCCACAGUGUGCGUGAAGAAUGGUGUGGUGGAGGAGCUGUAUGGCCAGGAGGCAGCCAAGCUGAAGGCUCUCUUGAGCCGGACGCCCGCGAGUGAGUUGCCAUCACUGGCGUUCCAGUUCGACCACGUCCCAGGAACUCAGUUCGCAAAGUGCCAUGUUAUGCUGCCGCUGGCUGGGCUGACAACGCGGCAGCUGGACCUUACUGUAGCCGUCCUAGCGAUGGCAUGCCGGUCGACCCGUGCGCUGGCUGCCAAGGAUGCCUCCAGCGAGGAGGAAAUGGUUGAGUUUGCAGACGGCUCUGACACCGAUGAUGAGUCUCCACUUGCAAACUUCGUUCUCGGGCACGUCGGGGCGGCGAAUGUGCUGCUCGCCGUCGGCUUCGUCAUUGUGGGCGUUACGGUGCUCAUUUUUGAAGGCCUUCAUCCCUACUCGGCCUUCUACCUGGUUGUGCAGGUGAUAACGACAAUUGGUUAUGGCGACGUAACCUUGAGCGAGCCAAGGCAGAAGCUCUUCAUGAUUUUCUAUGUGACGUUGGGUACCGUGCUUGUUGCGAAGGUGUUGAACGACCUCCUCAACUCCGCGAUGUUACGGGCGGAGCAGCAGGUCACCAACAGUCUGCGGGCCGUAGUCUCCCACUCCUCCAGCUCUGGUAGCAGGUUGUGGUGGAAGUUUACCUCGGCGCUUGGGCUCGUGCUCUGCCUGCUCGUUGUGUGGGUGUGCUUCUUUGCGCUCCACGAGAGCUGCUCAUGCUCUUUCGGGAUGACUCGCAUAGAGGGCUGCGACGAUGUUCGAUGUCGUGAGACGGGUGGAAAGACCCUGGACUGGCUGAGUGCCGUGUAUUUUGGCGUUGUCACCUUCUCCACAGUGGGCUUCGGCGACUACAGCCCGCAAUCGCAGUUGGGACGAGCCCUGGGGCCAUUUUGCAUGAUGGCAGGCGUCCUGUCCUACACGAACUUGAUCCGUAGAAUGUCCGACAUCAUCCGGGCUCGCGAGGAAGUGUACAAGGAGAAGCGGCGCUGCACACCUGACGUGUUCCGGCUGAUCGACACCAGUGGGAAUGGCAUCAUCGACCGGAAUGAGUUUCGAGUGUACAUGCUGCUGAGAAAGAACCAGGUGUCGCCUGAAGCACUGGCGGCCAUCGACAAAGUCUUCGAUGCCAUUGACCUGGACAAAAGUGGCGGCGUGACGUUUGAUGAGAUCAAUGGAGUUAUGCUUGGGUGA
This is a messenger RNA of Symbiodinium natans, 2850 nucleotides long. The record is from the annotation of a GenBank genome assembly. NCBI's taxonomy places the organism in Eukaryota, Dinophyceae, Suessiales, Symbiodiniaceae.